AUGCAUCCCCUUCCCAAGCCAGCCAUCAUCUCCCUCCUAACCUCCCUCGUCACAGCCAGCGUCCAGAACGACUCCUCUCCCCCCGAUCCGCUCCUCCUCCUCCCAUCAAACUCCACCGCGACGCCACCAAACUCCUCACCCGCGGACCCACGGUACCCGUCCGCCACCUCCAUCCCCGCAAACCCCACCGACAACACCACCCUCAACGCCUCCUCCCCGCGCGCCCCCAGAAUCAUCCGCUCCGGCCGCAACCUCCGCCUCGCCAGCUGCCUUCGCCGCCCACGACCGCAUGGACGGCACCUCCGCGCCCAAAACCUACGGGGAAGCGCGACCCCGACGCUCCCCGGGCUCGCCCGCUGGGACGCCAACCUCCCGCUCCGCAUCCUCGGCCGUUCCCGACGCCCUCUGCGCGCUCGACAUAACGCACUCGCCGCGGCGCCCCCUCCGACACCAUCGCGCCCUCGCAGCCGAAAGUCGCACGCGCGGGCCCUCGUCGCCGUCUGCGCGCCCUCGCUCGGCGGCGUCGUCGGCGACCUCGCCGCGGGUGGCAAGCGCGGGGCCCGGGACGGCGCCGCCGUGGACGGGGUGCCGAGAGCUGGUGGACCACGAUGCCGGCGCGGGGGGGAGCGGUUCGGGCCGGCGGGGGACGUGCUGAGUCGGGUCGUGGUGCCGUGGAGGCGGAGGACGGGGGAGGGGAGGUGUGAGAUUGAUUUGGCACUCGGAGGCCGGGACGCUCAACGCAUCAUCGACUGGGGUUUUGGAAGAGCGGGAUGGGACGGCGUCGUGAUGGCGUGA
Letharia columbiana is the source of this 795-nucleotide messenger RNA. RefSeq lists its product as uncharacterized. The transcript is spliced from 3 exons. NCBI's taxonomy places the organism in Eukaryota, Fungi, Ascomycota, Lecanoromycetes, Lecanorales, Parmeliaceae. The coding region runs from base 1 to 795 and encodes 264 amino acids. The record is from RefSeq and is a predicted model, not a curated record.